GAGGACCCGGGUGGGUGUCGGCGCAGCAGCUCCUCACCAGGGACCCAGGUGUCCCCCCCUGCAGUGUCCGUCAUGGCCCUCAAGCAGCCCAAUGUGGAGGCCUUCUGCCAGCGAGCACCCACCUUCCUUGACUACCUGCACAACGUCCUGCAGAAGUACCCCGACGGGGGGCAGAUCUUCAAGGAGCUGGUGCAGAAUGCGGACGAUGCUGGUGCUAACGAGGUCGUGCUCGUGUCCGAUGAGCGGGAGUUCGACGUCACCAGAGGGGGACUGAAGGGCACCCAGGGCCCAGCCCUCCUGGCCUACAAUGACGCCCCAAUGUCCCCCCGGGACUGGACAGGGCUCAUGCGCCCAGGGGUGUCGCACAAGCGGGAGGACCCCAGCACUGUGGGACGCUUUGGCCUGGGCUUCACCUCUGUCUAUCACCUGACCGACCUGCCAGGUGUGCUGAGCCCCCCAUCCUUGGGAGUGCUGGACCCCGAAUGCCAGGUGCUGUCAGAUGCCGGUGGCCGCUGGGACAUCUCUGCAGCCCAGGACUUUCCUGGUCUUUUCGAGCCCUUCUGGGCUGGGCUGGAAGCUGUGGGACAGCACCGUGGCUCUGCCCAGGGCACCCUCUUCCGCUUCCCCCUCCGCCGGCACCCCUCAGGAAUCGCUGCAGGGGUCUCGGAUCCUGAGCGCCUCCGUAGCCUCCUCCAGGCCUUCCUCACCGAGGCCCCUCUUGCCCUCCUCUUCCUUCGCCAUGUCCGCCGUGUGGCCCUGCACCGCGUGGCCCCUGAUGGGGUCCAGACCCUCCUGGGGACCCUUGUGGCAUCCCCUCAGCCUCUCCCUAUCCCAGGCCCAUCAGGGGAUGAGGGGCUGAGUCUGGCGUGGUGCCUGAUGGCCCUGCACAGGGAUGGGGGGCGGGACAGGAGUGAGUGGCUGGUGGCCACAGGCAGAGCCACGGAGGGGCCGGCAGUGGCGCUGGGCGCAGGGCUGGGGUGCUGCCCCGAGGUAAGCCUGGCGCACCCCCUCCGUGGGCCCUGCCGAGGCCGGCUGUGCUGCUUCCUACCCCUGCCAGCCACAGACGAGACGGUCACAGAGCUGCCCCUCCACGCCAGCGCCCCCUUCGCCCUCUCCGACGACCGCCGCCACCUCCGCUGGCCUGAGGAGGGUGAGGAGGGCGAGAAGGGUGCCCGCUGGAACGCCCUGCUGCUCCUUGGCCUCCUGCCGCGGGUCUACAGGCACAUGGCUGCCGUGGCCGCGGCUCUGCCUGGGGCAGACGCCUACAGCAUCUGGCCAGACCCCGAGCGCACGCCGAGCUCUGGCCGCAUCCGCACUUUGGUGACCCAUGUCUGCCAGGAGCUGGCAGCUGCCUGCACCCUGGCGCCAGCCGCAGAGAGUGUCACAAGGUGGCUGCGGGCCCCUGAGGCCCUGCUGCUGCCGGAGGCCGCGGGGGACAUGGCCACACAGCGGGUGCUCCGGGCCUUGCUGGUGGCAGCUGGGGAGCCGGUGGUUGAGGUCCCAGCCCAUGUCCGGAGGGCGCUGGCUUUGGGGAUGGCGGAGGGUGUGCGGGAGGCCACGGCCGGCCACGUGCGGGAGGUGCUGCGGCGCCAUGGGGACGCAGGCCUCCCGGCUGCCGACCGGCUCUCCCUGCUGCGCUACGUGGCCGGGGAUGGGUGCCAUGCUGACCUGCGGGGUCUCCCCCUCCUGCCUCGCGCCAAUGGGACCUUCGUGGCCUUUGGGACUGCGUCAGACAUUGUCUACGUGGACACGUCCGACUGCCCCAGGGAGCUCCUGCCUGGCCUGGCCGGGUCCUUCCUGCCGUCGGACCUGGAGCCAGGCUUGGACAGCCUCCUGCGAGGCAUCGCCAAGGCAGGUCUCUUCCCCAACCUGGUUGUGCUGGACCCAGCCGUGACUGCCCAGACCCUACGCUUGGCUCUGCCCUCCACCUGGACGUCCCAAUCUUCAACCCCAGUGACCUGGUACCCAGCUGAAGGCCCCCCGCAGCCACCAGCCUCCUGGUUCUCAGCCCUGUGGCAAUUCCUGGCUCACCACGUGGAAGACCUGGGCCCUCUGGAGGGGCUCCCUCUCAUCCCUCUGUCCGCACUGGAUGCCCCUAGCAUCCGUCUGGCUCCACUGAUACCCCAGUCUGGACUUAUCUUCCAGGCAUGGGAGGACCAGUGCCUGCCACCUGCUGUGACCUCUGUCCUGGAAGCCCUGGGUUGCCCAGUGGUGCCACCAGGCACGUGGCACCGCUGCCUGUCCCGCUAUGUCCUGCCUCCAUCCCCCCUCAAUGCCUUGCGGGCCCUUGGCAGGCAGGAGACUGCAGUUGUGGCCUCCCGCCUGGCCACACUGCCUGCUGCGGAUGUGGACACCCUCCGGCUCUAUGUGGCAGACAUCCCAUCCCUGACAGAGCAGGAUAGGGCCACACUGGCUGCCCUGCCCCUCUUCAGCCCACUGCCCUGCUUGGCCACCCCGCAGCCCACGGAACUGGUACCGGCUGGUGACACCCCGGCGCUGGAGCCACAGCUGGAGCUGCCCAGAGAGGUGGUGCUGCCAAAGGCCAUGUUGCAGUGCCGGGAUGAAGUUGACCGGCGGCUCCUGGAGAGGCUCCAGAGGUCCUUCAUCGGUGCAGCCCACGUGGCGCUGGAGGCCAUCAGAGCCGUGGCCUGUGGUGCCUAUGCAGGGCGAGCGGCGGAGACAGAGGCUCUGCUACUCUGGGUGCUGCAGCACGGAGACAUCCUCUUUGCACAGAGUCCCCCGCUCCUCCAAGCCUGCAGCACGCUGGCCUUCCUGGAGACCCCCAAGGGCCCUAGGUGUCCGCGGGACCUCUACGACCCCUGUGAGAGCACCUUGCAGGCACUGCUGGGCCCUGAGCACUUUCCUCCUGCCGCCUUCUGCAGUCCACCUGUCCUCCGUGCCUUGAGAGCCCUGGGCUUGCGGCACGGCGAGGGGUGCCUGUUGCCUUUGGACAUCCUAGAGGCUGCAGCAAGUGUCAGUCAGGGUGACACAGCGGCUCUGGACAGGGCACAGGCACUGAUCAAGGUCUGCAACUGCCCCAAGACACUGGCUGGCUUCAGCAGUGCAGAGCUUAGGCAGCUCCAGGCCCUACCAUGGGUACCUCAUUCCAAGUGCACUGGAAAGCCAGACCGGCCCUUCCUGCCCCCCAAGGAGCUGCGGUCUGCCCAGUACCAGCCGCUUGUGGGGCUGGCCAUGCACCUGACUGACGCCUUUGUGCCAGAGGCAGAGAAGAAACUGGGACUGAGCCAGACCCCGCCACCCGAGAGAGUGUGGGAGCAGCUGAGACAGCUGGCAGGAUGCAGGGACAUGGGUGAGGUGGGUCCCGCACUCCAGCCCGUCUACAGGCACAUGCAGGAAAACCUGAAGACCUUUGGGGCUGCCCCAGAUGAUGCUGUGGUGUGGACCGGGAAUGGGUUUGCCCUGCCGUGUGAUGCUGUGCUGGCCUGUCCUGAGGAGCUGGAGCUGGGGACACUGGUGCCCCAGGUGCCCCCUGACUUUCUGCCCUACAGCUGCCUCUUCAGGGCCUGGGGAGUGGAGGCGAGGGUGAGUGAGGAGAGGGCGGUUGCAGCCCUGCGCUGCCUGGGGCAGGACAUAGAUGCACGCAGCUCCAGAGCUGGCACUGCAGCAGAGCUACAGGUGGCUGUAGCUGUCCUGGAGUGGCUUAAGAGCCGGGGGCACCAGGGCGGGGGCACGGUGCCAGUUCCCGUGAGGGUCCCGGAAGGCUCGGGAUUUGCCCUCCGUCCAGCAGCUUCUACUGUGUACCUGGACAUGGAGCUGGAGGCAGAGGAGGAUGUUCAGGAGGUGGUGCAUGAGGCAGUGCCAUCCACCACGGCCAUAUUCCUCGGCACGGAGCUGCUCAGUACGCGGGUGCUGGGGCCGGAGCCAUUCACAGCCUGCGGCCCCUCAGAGCCCAUCACCUUACGGCUUCGCAACAUUCUCCGGGAGUAUGGUGAGGAAGGUGACAUCUUCACAGAGAUCGUCCAGAAUGCAGAGGAUGCUGGAGCCACUGUGUGCCGCUUCCUCCUGGACCUCCGACGCUGCAGAAAGGCCAACUCUGGGCUGCUAGACCCCGGCAUGGCUGCCUGCCAUGGCCCAGCUCUCUGGGCCUACAACAAUGCCUUGUUCACAGAGGAUGACUUCCAUAACAUCACACGGGUUGGGGCUGCUACGAAGGAGGGCCAGGCAGGCCAGAUUGGACGCUUUGGGCUGGGCUUCAGCUCUGUCUACCGUGUCACAGAUGUGCCAGCAGUGCUGAGUGGGGAGACACUGCUCAUCUUUGAUCCCAAUGGCACCCAUCUGAGCAAGCACAUGCCCAGGGCUGGCAGCCCUGGCAUCCGCCUGGACUUUUCCAGACGACCACGCAUCCUCCGUGCCUUUGCUGAGCAGUUCUGGCCUUACCACGGUAUCUUUGGGUGCCGCCUGCCUGAGCCAGGACCCUUCCCAGGGAGCCUUUUCCGCCUGCCUUUCCGCACUGAAGAGGAAGCUGUGACAUCACAGAUUUGCUCAGAGGCCUUUGGUACAGAGCGCAUCAAGUCCCUUGGCACCGGCUUCCUUGGCUCUAACCGGCUCCUGCUGCUCUUCCUGCGGAAGGUGAGGGAGAUGUCCCUGGAGGUGCUGCCAGACACGGCCACCUCUGUGGAGGAGACCGUGCCUCUGGCCAUGCUGCGGCGAAAGGAGAUCCGAGACUUGGGAGCCCCUGGGGACCCCUCAAGCUGGGCAGCCCUCGAGCAGCUCACAGCCUGUGAGGAGACAUCCAAGACCACAUGGCGCUACCUAGUUUUGGUGUGCCAGGAUGAUGGGGAGUUGCUGGAACUGUUUCACCGGAACACACAGGCAGGGCUCCACCCUCUGCCUCCCAUGGCUGGUGUGGCCCUUCCCCUUGCCCGAACUGCAGAUGGCAAGUGGAUGUCACAUCCGGAUGCUGAGGAGGGGCAAGUCUUCUGCCACCUUCCCAUGCCAAUUGCCUCAGGGCUGCCAAUCCACGUGCAUGGAGCCUUCAGCAUCCUCUCAAACCGCAAGGGGCUGUGGGACACAGCGGAGCAGGGUGAGUGGAACCGGGUGCUGCUCCGCAGUGCCGUGCCAGCUGCCUGGAUCCGGGCGCUGGACCACCUCCGCACCAUGCAUGAGGCAGGUGAAUUGGAGAGCUAUGAAUAUCAUGUCUUCUGGCCGGACAUUAACACCGCCCGUUACCCCUUUACGGAGGCUGUGACUGGUUUCUACCAGGCUUUGGCAGCCAGGAAUGGCCCCAGGCUCUUUUCGGAUGGCUGCUCAUGGUGCUCACUGCAGGACGCCCGCUUCCUGCACCAGGCUGUGAUCAGACACCCCACUCUGGGUGCCAUAGCGAGGCGUGUCUUUGCCACCACCCUGCCCCAUCCCUUGUUACCUGUGGCAUUGCCAGAGCAGGUGCGGAGGGGCCUGGGGAAGGCAGUGGAUGCUGGCACCUAUGACUGGCCCCGCUUUUACUGCGAGCUUGUGCUUCCCAACUUGGAAGACCUCUCUGUUGUUGACCGGGAUGCACUGCUUCUCCAUGCGUUGGAUAUGUCCCACGAUGAUGUGAACAAAGUGCUGCAGACAGUGCCCUGCAUUCCUGCCACCCCUCAUGGCCAGCUGCAGCUCAUCAGUUACCUGGUGCAUCCCAGAGGCCGCGCUGCCUCUCUCUAUGACCCUAAGGAUGGGCGCUUCCCCACUGGGGAUGCCUUCCUUUCCCCAGAAAGACUAAGCCAACUGGAGAGGCUGGGCAUGGCUAAGGACACAAUGACCCUGCCAGAGCUGCUGGAGCGGGCAAAGACAGUGCAGCUUCUCUGGACCGAGGACCAUGCCCAGGGCUGCUGUAGGGCUGCUUGCAUCCUUCAUCUGCUUCGGGAUGCAGUGGAGGAGAGGGUGAACAACACCAUGCAGGCAGCUUUCCAGACUGUGCCCUUCCUCCCUGGUACACUGCCCACUGGUGAACAUGUGCUCUUGCCAGCUGCCCAGCUCUACCAUCACCUCAAUGCCCCUCUAGCGGGACUCAUCCACCCUAUUUUGGCUCCUCAAGUGCUGGGAAAAAACUUCAGCCUCCCCAAGGACGUUGCAUCCUUCUUGGGGCUGGACCGUCAGCCGCCAGCAGCUACAGUCCUUAAGCAGCUGCAUGCACUGAGCCGCAGUUCCAACGCUCUCCCUUUGGAGAACCUGCAGACCAGCACCGACCGCUGCUACAUGUACCUGGACAUGCUGCUCCAGGGAGAUCGCUCCAUCUGGGGUGAGGUGGCUUCUGCAGCAUCCCAAGGGGAGCCCUUCAUCUUGGUGGGCUCCCGCUUUCUGCCAGUCAUGGCUGUGGCUGAGAAGUUGUCGUUUGAGGCUGCCCCGUAUCUUCACCAGCUCCCAGAGCAGUACCGGUCCUACAGCCAUCUCUGGGAGUGUGUGGGGCUGCGCCACACGUUCACAUGGGAUGAUUAUGCCCAAGCGCUCUGCAGCCUGGCGAAGAUGCAUGCUGGAGAGCCACUGCCUGCCACGGAGCUGGCUCUGGCCUUGCGGCUGGUGUCUUGUGGCUUGAUGGCAGAUGACAAAGAGCCGGAUGCCUACCAGGCCCAGCAACUCUUUCUGCCUGACCAGGAGGGCGUUUUGCGUCCACAAGACAAGCUCUACUUCAACGAUACGCCGUGGGUGCCAUUGGACAGAGAUGUCCCGCUGUGCCAUGAAAAGCUGUCCCGACACACGGCCCUGUGCUGUGGGGUGCCUACCACACGUCACUGGGCACUGGAGAGGAUCCAGCUGCCCACUGCAGAUCUCAGCCUCUGGGCAAAGCCAUUUGGUGCCCAUGAAGACUUGCCUACACGUCUGAAGAACAUAUUGGCUGAGUACCCAGCAUGCGCUCGUGAUAUGGUGACAGAGUUGCUCCAGAAUGCGGACGAUGCUGGUGCGCAGCUUGUACACUUUGUGUGGGACCGCCGGCAGCACCCAGUGCGUACCACUUUCAGUGAGAACUGGAACAACCUGCAGGGCCCUGCCCUCUGCAUCUACAGUGACAGCCCCUUCCAGCAGCAGGACAUUGAAGGCAUUCAGCGUCUGGGGGUGGGUGGCAAGCAAGGCCGGCAGGAUGUGACAGGCAAAUAUGGCCUUGGCUUCAACACUGUCUUCCACUUUACUGACUGCCCAGCCUUCCUUACUGGAGACAGUGCCCUGUGUGUCUUUGAUCCCCAUCAAUGCUACGUGCCCAUAGCCACAACGGAAAGUCCUGGUGGGAUGUUCGCUGUCAACCCUGAAUUCAAGAGGAACUUUCCGGACAUUUAUGGCACCUUCCUGCCCUCCCUCUUCAACCUGAACCAGGGUGUCCUUUUCCGGCUGCCCCUGCGCACUGCAACUGGGGCUGCCACCUCCAGGGUGUCUGACCUGGUCGUGCGGGACCAAGACAUCAGGGACAUGGAGACAGAACUGGCUGAGAAAGGUGAGGACUUGGUGCUCUUCCUCCGGCACCUCCGCACCGUGGUUUUCUCUGAGAUCCCCCCACAUGGGAAGCAGCUGUUGGAGAAGCUGCGGGUGACCACAGAGCUGUCAGAUGGCGAUGCAGAGCUGAGACGGGAUUUUCAAGCGAGAUUGAGCCAAGGCACGGAUGGGAACAGCCCCAUCUCUGUCUCCUAUAUCGUGACAGUCAAAACCAGCAAGGCCAGGGACAGUACCGUGUGGAGGGUGGUCUCCCAAAUUGGCGUUCAGGAGGGGGCUGAGGAGUCUCCAGUGCGUGGGCGGCUGCCCUAUGGGGCUGUGGCUGGCUGCCUGAAGCCAUUGAGUUUACACAAAGUCAUGGGCAAAGCUUUCUGCACCCUCCCACUGCCGCUGACCACAGGGCUGCCUGUACACAUCAACGCCAACUUCUCUGUGGAUGCGGCCAGACGCAAUCUCCGCCAGGACAAAGGCAGCACAGAGGCAGCCUGGAAUUGCUUCUUGCUCCGGCACUUAGUGACUCCGCUGUACUGUGCCUUUCUCACGAGGCAGUGUGAAGCCCUGGGGCCUGAAGGACUCCAGUUCAAGUGCCUGGAGGACUGCCAGCUGCGCCUGGUCUCUCGCUACCUCCGUUUCUUCCCUGCUGUGGGAAAGGGCACUGUGACACCUGCCUUUCAGGACAUGGUGAGGGGUGUCUAUAGGCACCUCAGUCACGCACGCCUGCCCCUGGUGCCUGUGUACCGUGUGCAGCCCCCUGGCAGCACGGUGACGAUCACCUGGGCAUCUCCAGGUGGAAGGGAUGUGCUAACAGAGCCAUACUUCCUCACGGCGAAGCCUGAGUUAGAGCUCCAGGAGGUGCUGCAGCGCCUGAACAUGAACCUGGUGCCAGCAUUCACCAACCUGCGGGAGAUCUAUGAGGAGUUCAUUGCAGCCCAGGUGGGAGCUGUAGCCUUUCAGCCGGCCUCUCUCCGGCGCUUCCUCAAGGCCCUGGCACUCCCCAUGCCCUGUGUGCUGGCUGAGACACCCGUGUGGACCCCAGAGAGCUGCUCCGUCCUGUUGAAACACUGCCUGGAGCCCAGAGAUGUAGCCAAGGAAGAACUGGAAGGCCUGCCCUUGCUGGCCACAGAAGAUGGCCGCCUGAAUGCCCUCAGCAUCCACCACCCAGUCUUUCAGAACACCUUUGCCCACCUCUUCCCCCGCCACUGCCACCUCUUUGCCCACAAGUUCCUUUCUUAUUUGACCCUGCCUUGCUUUGUGAAGAAGCUCAGCCUCCUGGAGGCCGAACCGUUCAUCCGGGAGGCACUGGGCCAGCUGAACUGGACCCCAGAAGGGGAGAAGUGGCUCAAGGACCUGUGGCAGUUCUUCAGCACUGUGGUCCGCACAGAUGCAAAGACCAAAGAGGAUUUGGAGGUGAACAUGAAGUCAUUCAUAGAUCGUUUCCAGCAUAUGGCAGUGCUGCCUGUUCAGGGUGGUAAGACAGACUUGAAGCCUUUACUGCCACUCUCCUUCCUCCCCAAAGUUCUUUUUCAGUGUGCGACGGAUGUGGACAAGGUACUGCACAAACUGGGCAUCCCUGUGCUCCAGCAGUCCCUGCUGCCUUCUAGCUUUGCCCUAUUCCACCUGAAGACAAGGACACUGCAGGCCACAGAGCCCAGGGCUGUUCUCGCUCAGCUGGCGGACACCAGAGAUUGUCUCCACUGGAAGGACUUAACAAAGCAGGAUGUGACUUGCCUGCUGCGCUUUGUGCAGGGAAAACUGGAUUCGGUGGGACUGGAUCAGCUCCGGCUCCUGCCUCUCUUUCAGAAGUAUGGUGGGGACUAUGUGGCUGUGGCACCCUACCGCGACGUGCUGUUGCUCAGAAGCCAGUGCCCAGAACUGACCCAGGGUGCACAAGCCCUGUACAGCCUGGAGAAGGACAUAUUGCUGCUCACAGCAGACGAGAUCCACCAGGACCUGGCCAAGGAUUUCCAUUGGAAGAUCACAGAUGACCGGCAGCUCUUCAAGACUCUGGUGCUGCCUCGGCUGUCCCAGCUCACAGCGCAACAGCAUAUGGAAGCUCUGCGCUUGUUCUUUGCCCUGCAGACCACCCAUGACGAUGAGUUCACAGAAGAUGUUGUGGCAGCUUUUAAGACUGUGGCCUUUAUACCCGAUGCCAGUGGCGUGCUGCGCCUGGCCUCCUACUUCUACAAUAACACAACCUCUUUCCGCACUCUGCGGCUCCAACACCGCUUUGUGCCCGAGUCUUUCUUUGUGGAGCUACAUUGCAAGCAGAAAGCUGUUAUGGACUUCCUGCAUGAGGUAGGUGUCCGCACCAGCCUCUCUGUGGAGGAUUUUGUGGCACUGGCCCGGGAGAUAGAUCAUGAAGCCACUCAGGCCAGGUGCCACGCUGCAGAUCUGCAGGUGCGACAGCAGGAGAUGCUGCAGACACUGUUGGGUGACACACUUCCCUUGUCAGAGAAUUUCCUGCAGCAAAUUGCCUCAAUCCGCUUCCUGCCUCCACUGGACAUUCCCCCAAAUUUGAUGAAACUCCACCCCCCUUUCGCAGCCUGCACUAAGCCCGUAGCCCUGAAGGGCAGUGUUUACUACUGCCAAGAAGAUGUGGCUGAGCUCCUGUGGACAACAGCCACCAUCCUGCCGGAGUCCUUGGCACUCAAGAAGAACCUCCUGAAGGCCAUAGGAGUCCUUGUAGAGAUCCCCACCGCCCUGGUGGUGGCCAACCUGGUGCAGGUGUGCAGGGCAGCCUGCCAGACGAAACAGCAGGUGAAGACACGGGCCAGCGUGCUCCAGAAGGUGUACAACUUCUUGCAGUCCCAUCUGAAGGAGGUGGACACAGGGCGCCUCGCUAAGCUGCCUGUGGUGCUGGCCAAGUCAGGGAAAAUGACCGUGCCACGGCAAGUGGUGCUAUUGCUGCCGGACGAGGCUGAUUUUUACCCCUAUCUCCUCAAGCCUCACCCCUGCGUAACUGCCUAUGCAGAUCUCCUGCGACACCUUGGGGUGGUCCUGCUCCCCACACUGAGUCACUACAGCUACGUCCUGGCCCAAAUCCACCAGGAGAGCCAUGUCAGCGGGACCCUCAAUCCUACCCAGAAGAAGACAGCCCUGCUGGCCACACGGCAUUUCUUCCGGCUGCUGCGGGAUGCCACGGAGCCCCCUGACUUCUCCGCUGUGUCUGAGCUGUACUUGCUGAGCACUGCUGACCGCCUAGAGCCAUCCCACAGGCUGUACUUCAAUGACUGCGUGUCUUCAAGUACCUCUAGGGCCUUGGAGAAGACCUUUGUGUUUAUGGCUGAGCUGCCGGAGUCCAGGUGUAACACCUGGUGGCUGCUGCAAAGGCUACCGCAGCACCUGCGGCCUCAGGCCCUCUCAGAGGUGACAGAGCAGCAGCUGGAGGAGGGCAGUCUGCGACCAUGUCGCUACGGCUCUCGCUGCCCCGCGCAGAGGCGUCUGCAGACCCUUCUGGUAUCACCGUGGUUUAGGAUGGGGCUGGAGGCCCUGCUCCAGUGGCAGAGCCACAGGUCUAUGAUGAGAAUGGAGGGGGAUUGUGGCUUUACAGGGGAGCAGCUGCAAGUGCAGUGCUGUGAGGUCAUCCGCACUGUGCUGGUCCACCGUGGUGCAAGGGUGGAGGGCAGCUCCCAGCCACGGGUCAUCCACGUGUGCCGCGCUGGUGGUGCCCAGCGACUCCUCUACAUGCGGCAUGCAGAUACGGUGCUGAACCGGCACCAGCUGAGGGUCCUGGAGACGCUAGCGCAGGAGAUCAAUGUCAUCCUGGGUGGACAGCUGGAGGCUCCCGCCUUGUCAGUGCUGCGUGAAAUGCUGGUCUGCCAGAAGGCACAGGACCUGGCCUUUGUUCUGGAGGAGAACAAUGUGCCACUGGUGGGUGAUGCACCAGAGACAGAGGAGGUCAUGGCACCGGUGCUGGAGCCAAAGCUGGGGAAGAGGCUGCAGGAGGCGGCUGUGGCAAAGGGCAAGCCGGGGAAGGACCGCCACAGCCUGGUGCCAGGGGUGAAUGGCAACAGCCCGGCAACCCUGGGGCAGCUGUGUGCUGUCGAGCGGCCAAAGCGGUGCCUCUACCUGCAGCACGACACUGCGAGCACCGCCCAGCACCACUGCUGCGGACAGGAAGGCCAUGGCUCCUGUUUGUGCAAUGAGGAGGCCAUGACCCUGACUCCAUCCAUCCCAGAGGCGCAGCGGUGGCUGCGGCAGGCCAAGAGUGACCUGCAGGCAGCCCACAAUGAUAUCAGAUGCUGCUGUCCCAACUGGGUCCUCUUCAAAGUGCAUCAGGCCCUGGAGAAGGCGCUGGUGGCUGCCGUACUUUGCCAUGAUGAGGCUUUUGAGGCUCCAAUGGAGCUGGUGGGGCUGGCCCAAUGGCUGGAGGCGGUGGAGCCAAAGCUGAGAGGCCUGGCAGAGGAGGUGGAGGCGUUGCACGGCUGUGGCGUGGAUGGCAAGGCCACACAGUACCCAAGUCACCACCCCUUCCCCGUCAUCCCCAGCGAGGCCUUCCACAACGUGGAUGAGGAGGAGCUACUGAAGCGGGUGCAAGAAGUGCUGGGGAGGCUGCAGGACUAUGUGGACAGAAUGUGAGGAUGUCCCCAGAGAGGAGGCACUGGCAGCUGAGCCACGGCACCACCAUGGACCCGCCAGAGACCCACCGUGGACCUGUCUGACCUCACCGUGGACUUGCCAUAGACCUGCCACAGGCAAUUUCAAACUGUCCAGCCCUGCAGCCAGGCUGGACUAAGGCAGGAAGGUUUUGGGUCCAGAUAGGGGCCCUAGGCCACUGAAAGUCGUGGAGUAGCAUCUACCAUUGACAUGCCUUGAGAGCAGGGGAA
Chroicocephalus ridibundus (black-headed gull) is the source of this 12245-nucleotide messenger RNA. RefSeq names its product sacsin-like. NCBI's taxonomy places the organism in Eukaryota, Metazoa, Chordata, Aves, Charadriiformes, Laridae. The record is from RefSeq and is a predicted model, not a curated record. The coding region runs from base 73 to 11997 and encodes 3974 amino acids. The transcript is spliced from 7 exons.